This is a messenger RNA of Acipenser ruthenus (sterlet), 1084 nucleotides long. RefSeq names its product single-pass membrane protein with coiled-coil domains 4 (gene smco4). The coding region runs from base 382 to 561 and encodes 59 amino acids. The transcript is spliced from 2 exons. The record is from RefSeq and is a predicted model, not a curated record. Lineage: Eukaryota; Metazoa; Chordata; Actinopteri; Acipenseriformes; Acipenseridae.
CUGCCCGGUAGACAGCGCUGCUCCGGUGUCAACUUCGGCCUCGCUGCGGGUGAGACUGGCUGCUCGGCUGCCACGUAAUCCCAGAGACCAGUGAUAUACGGGGCGGGGGGGAGGCUGCAGCCUAAGGAAGGCAGACAGAGUGAGCUGGAAGAAGACAUAGAGUACAGGGUUUCUGGAAACUGGUGUAAAAAAAAGAAAAAGGAGCCUUGAAUACAUUUAAAAAAUAUAAACAUAUCGCCCGCUUUUACAGCUGCUGCAGGUGACAGAAGUGACAAUUCAAUCCUGCCAUACACAAGACCACCACUUUGCUCGGUUGACAGCUUUGCGUGCCUGGUCACUGUUCUUUUAGCAGAGGAUUCUUUCCAAGCCCUUGAGAGAACAAUGAGGCAGCUAAAGGGAAAGGCCAAGAAGGAAACCUCGAAGGACAAGAAGGAGAGGAAGCAGGCGAUGCAGGAAGCCCGCCAGCAGAUUGGCACUGUGGUGCUUCCAACGUUGGCUGUGGUGGUGCUUCUGAUUGUGGUGUUUGUGUACGUGGCAACCAGACCUGGUGCUAUUGAGUAACACCAAGAUACUCCCAAAACAUAAACUCAUCAUUUCCCUAAAAGGAGCAAUUCAUUACAAAGUUCCUAUACAUCUGAAUGUUUGCUGAGAAAAUAUUUCAAAUGCUUGAAAGCAUUAAUAUUUCCCUGUCAUCUAGCAGUCUUUUACAACUAUGCUUUCCUUUUCUAAUUUGAUUAAAAAAUAAAGAAGAAAACAACCAGGAGUUAGCAAGUUUACCACACAGUAUAUCAUUCUGUUCAUACGUGCCUUUUGAAAUUUCCAGUGAAUGACAUUGUCUUCGGGGAGGGAGAUGGGGUGAAGAACAAAUCUGUGUUUUGUGCGAAGAAUGUAUAUUGUAUCCCGUGUUAACAUUUUGUAUAGAGAAAAUCAUCUUGCCUGUAUUAAACUGGCUUAAUGAAUGGUAGAAUUGUCAAAUUCAUGCUUGCCAAAGGAUUCUUCCUUCAUUAUGCGGCCUCUCUUGAAAUAUGAGUGUAAUCUGAAAUGUUUAUUUUUGUGAAUAAAUCCAAAGUUUUCAUUGAAGACA